Molecule: messenger RNA, 1550 nt
Organism: Cylas formicarius (sweet potato weevil)
Lineage: Eukaryota; Metazoa; Arthropoda; Insecta; Coleoptera; Brentidae
Product: lipase 3-like
Exons: 9
Coding region: 269-1507 (412 amino acids)
Biological process (GO): lipid metabolic process
Molecular function (GO): hydrolase activity, acting on ester bonds
Source: RefSeq, a predicted model, not a curated record
CGACAUUAUCACGACAAGCGUUUAGGUCUGGAGGUUUUUACAUGUCGAUAAUGUCUAAGUCUAAGAUGAGUUAAUUCCAACUUGGCGGUGACUAGUGAUUCGGUGCAGGUUGGUAGUGAAGAUAGUGACGCCGGUCGAUCCGAUCCUUUCGAAUAUGAAAAGGUUUUGGUGAAAGAUUUUGAGAAACGCAUAUAGAUACACUUUCCGCCAAGUAAGACAGGGAUACAUGAAACAGUUUGAAAUUACUGGCUGAGGAGAGCAUUGAAAGAUGACCAUGACCAGUCAGUAUAAUCUGUUAGUUUUUGGGAUACUGCUACCAGGGUUCAUCGCGGGACAAAUCAUCAAUCUCGAACAGAGGCUAAAACACGCUGGAUACCCACUGGAAACUCACACCGUGGUCACCAAAGACGGCUAUAUACUCUCCCUUUACCGAGUGUCCGACAGUCCGAACUUACUGCCCUCCGUCGAACACCAAAUCGGAAAUAAAAGCGUCGUCCUCCUGGUCCACGGCAUGGGAGGCACCCCGGAACUCUUCUUCAUCCUUGGUCGUGACUCGUUGGGAUAUUACAUGGCGGAUAGGGGCUUCGAAGUGUGGAUUUUGUGCACCAGAGGAAUCAGCUGUUCCAGUGAACAACUGCACAAACGUUACGACUGGGAUAGGGAUAAGAAGUACUGGGACUUUAGCUUCCACGAUAUCGCAACGCGGGACCUUCCCGCGCACAUAGAUUACGUGCUGAACCGCACGUCGCAAUCGUCUUUGUUUUUAAUCGGCCAUUCGGCCGGAAACACCGUAAUUUUCGCGAUGGCGGCCGAGCUACCCGAAUACAACCGAAAAGUGAAAAUCGCCGCAGCGUACGCCAUGACCGUUAUUUUGAGAGGGUACGAUUACCCGCUGAUGAUUUUCACCGCGUCUGCGGUUAAAGUCUUGAAGGGCCUUUAUAGAAUUCUCGGCAUAGUGGAGUUUAUGCCAUACGUGCAGUACUUAAGGCCGUUCCUCAGCAUCGUUUGUUCCCAUCCCGAAUAUCGGAAGAUGUGCAUCGGUGGAGUUUCUAUCGUCGGCAGUCAAAAAUCGAUGCUGAUGGACUUCGAGGCAACUCUGCCCCUGGUGAUUUCCCAUUCGGGGCUCCGAUUGGCUAGUAAACAGAUUUUUCAUUAUCUGGAACUGAUUGAAGCAGGUGCCUUUAAAAAAUACGAUUACGGUCCUAAAAAAAACUCGAAAAUUUACGGGCAAACUGAUCCCCCACAUUAUAACCUAUCGCGGGUUACCAUGGCCGUUGCGAGUUUUAGAGCAGCGAGCGACAGUAUUUGCACAAAACAGGACGUCCAGGACGCCAUGGAUCGCAUGCCCAACGUUAUUUUCGAUUACGUGGUACCUUACGAAAGGUUCACUCAUACCGAUUUUAUUUUCACUAGUAACGCGUCCCGACUAGUGUACGAGCCGACUUACAGGUUGUUUAAAGACUUCGACGAAGGAAAAGUGCCGCCAAGAAGGAAGCAACGUAAUUGACUUUCGCGUUAUCUACUGAAACAAAUAAAUACAAUGUUAUAAA